Molecule: messenger RNA, 2097 nt
Organism: Daphnia magna
Lineage: Eukaryota; Metazoa; Arthropoda; Branchiopoda; Diplostraca; Daphniidae
Exons: 9
Coding region: 171-1496 (441 amino acids)
Source: RefSeq, a predicted model, not a curated record
AAUUAUAUAUUUAUUCUUUCCCUUCCCCCAACGUAUGUGGUAGUAGACUACGUCCGGAAUACAAGACACAUAAACUUGUGACUUGCUUGUAUGGAAAAAUAUGUUUUGAUGGUUAGACUAAACUUUUAAAGGGUGUGGCCGUCGUCAUAAAAACUAUCGGUUCAACAAAUAUGUCCGACAAAAUGGGGAAUGAAGAGCAGAGAAGCAGCAGUCCUGUUGACAAAAAAUGGGUCCAGUUUGAUGAAAAUAAUGAAGUGAAACCGUCCAACCAUGAUGAGGCUCCUCCUGCUGCACCAGCAAUGUCGAAUUAUAAUGGAGCAGUCAUCGACACAGAGAGUGUCCAGAUUGACAUUGAUAAACUGAAGCAGUUGGCCCAACUAAAAGUACCUGAAGGAGAUGUUCAAGGCGAAGAUUUACAAAAAAGUGUUAACCCAACAAUGAGAAAUAUUAAUCUUGAUGAUCUUGAUGCCUCUGAUAACAAUUUGGCUGCUAUGGUGGACCCUUCAAUUCAGAGAGGUUUUUCAAAUGGUGAUGUAAUAGUAACUGUUUUGCCUGUUAACCAAAAGUGGCCUUGGAUCACACCAGCUGAAUUUCGUCCAGAACUUGUACCUGAAGAGUUAAUGGCAGAAGGACUUAGUUUAACAGUCGAAGAUUAUGUCCAAAUCAUGGAGACAUUGGUACACGAUGUGCGCUUCACAGCUUACAAUCUGUGCUAUAAAAGACUACUGAUGGCUUGGCUUCUGGCUUCAUUUAUUGUUUUACUUGGGCUGCUUUUCUCUGGUGCUAAAGGCAUCACUCUCUUUGGAUGUGGUGUGAUUUGGCUAAUCAUAAAUGCCGGAGCUAUAUUUGUCUGCAUGUGGAUGAAAAACAAGAUGAACCACGGGCUAGAAAAAGCGGUUGCUAAGGCGAAUCAAACUUUAACGCGUCACCGCAUUAUUCUGGGUGUCGAUGACAGAGGAAAGCUUUCCUGUCACAAAACCCAUCUAUGCUUCAUUUAUUUUGAUACAACAGACUGUGUGAGAAAAUUACAAGCAUUGCUGGAUGCGGAAGGUCAUGCAAAUCGUACAGAGACCAAUGCAGAAGAUCUACAACGCCAAAGACAGAUGCGCCAGCGAAUGGACAUUGACGAUACGGACAUUGUAGUGGCUGGUGCCAACCCAAUUCGCAUAUCGCGAAAACAAGCAAGGGCGGGCAUAUUGCUUCUUCGUUACAGCCAGCGAUGGGCUAAAGGAUUGGCUCGAGGAAGUCUCGACUUGCAACUGCUCGCUGCAAUCGAUGCCUACAAUGCCACAGCAGCUGGUGGUGGUGGUGGUGGUGGUGGUAAUCAAUCCUCUGGUACGUCAAAUGGUCUCCCUGUUUCCUCACCAGUACCGCCCACACCACUUCACUGUGCUACGUCUCAGUGUCCGUGUCAGUACAUUCAGAAUCACCUUUACAACAAGGCGAAGCCUGCCCCUAAUGUAUGCUGGAGAAUGCCCAAUUUUGGAUUCCACUAAUUUGUUAUAAAUAAUGGCACCGCGUUUGUUUGAAAUCAGGGACUGAGCUGUUCGGAAGUAGGAAAUGUCUUCUUUCUCAGCAAACAAAACCCUAUCGAAUAUCCUUCUGACGUGUCAAUUCAAACUAAAACAAAAACAAAAAAAAAAACAAAAAAUAAAUGUGUCAAUUUUACCAGAGCUCCAGUACGGCUGAAACAUUUAAGAGAGAAGAAACCAAUUUAUUUGGAUCGUGUGACUUUCGUGUAUAACACUUCGACAGUUCUCUUUCCUGGAUUUGCUCUAAAAAAAAUAUCAGUAUAACAGAAACCGUCCCCAUUCUAGUACUGUCCUUGUAUUGUUAGGUGAAGAUGACCACAAAGUACCCUUGCCUUGGUAAAACCAUUUUGGCUCAACAAGUAAAUCAGUUAUUCUCUUGCUUUUAAAAACGGUGCCUUUUGUCUGCUAUCAUUGUAACAAUUUUACCAGUUUCUUAAAUAUUUUGGAUGAAUGUAAUGUAAAUCGUCCAACUAAAUUUUACUUUUUGCGUUUUUGUUUUUAUCCUUGUGAUUGGAAAAAUUUGAAAAAUACAGUUCGCACCAGGGUUCCGUCCCGUGUCAAUCAG